Anopheles aquasalis is the source of this 1590-nucleotide messenger RNA. RefSeq lists its product as uncharacterized. Lineage: Eukaryota; Metazoa; Arthropoda; Insecta; Diptera; Culicidae. The record is from RefSeq and is a predicted model, not a curated record.
AUGAUUCGUGGUGGUGAGCUGUGUGUUUUCACUACACCAAACUCUACUCUGAAUGACCACGCUCCGGUCCUUAUGCCUCUGUUACUCUCCAAUUAUCCAACGACAUUCGUAAGUACGAUACCUUUCAUCGAUGUAAAAGCGCUUCGCGUAACGACUGUCGUGCUCCUCGAUACAACAGGCUAUCCGGAAGAGUUCCCCUUACGAUUUCUAGUGACAACUCUGACCCACCACCCGUGUUAUAGCAAGCCAGCCAAGUUUAUCAUGUUGCUAAGUAGAAAGAGUUUUGUGAAAAAACAUCUUGCGCAGACAUUUUUCCAAAAGCUUGGAAUCCUGAACUACAUCCUUGUGCCCGUGCAGAGUGAGGUUAACGCGAGUAAAGCUACCACGAUUUAUACCUACAAUCAGUUCAACAAACAGGAGCACUUUUUCCUACCAACGCCAUACCCGGUGAGCCGCUUCUAUCCGGACAAGCUGCGCAAUCUCAAUGGCUACAAGUUUCUUAUACACGGUUACGUCACAUACCCCUACAUAAUCGAAUUUGAAAAUGAUGUACUUUAUGGGGUUUUACAGAGGUUUAUCAAUUCAAUCAUCAUUACACAGAGAAACGGCACAACGUAUCUAUCGGAUGAGAUCAAGUUACGGCUAGCGAUGGACUGCUGGAUGAAUUACGAACAACCUCGCAAGAGUUUUAUGCAUAUUUUUUUCUUUCGUGAGUCGUCGGGCUACGUUGUGAUGUGUCCAGUGCGCACGGAGCGUGACUUUCUGAGCCACCUGCUGAAACCAUUCUCGAUUGGCAUCUGGGCAGUACUGUUGGCGAUGUUUGUGUUUUGUCGCGUGGUGCAGUACAUCUUUCCGCACAUCUACCGUUACGAUUUAAUCGCGCUCACCUUCUUCGGUGGCGGUGGAACCGAGUAUCUGCAGCCAUUCUCCUUCCGCGUCGUCAUGCUAACGCUCGCUGUGCUAGUGUUUUUCCUGUCCGAAGCCUACAACACCAAAAUCAUCUCUCUGAUGUCCUUCUCGAAGUUUUACAAACAACCACAAACGUUAGCGGAAUUGGCGCAAUCCAACUAUCGCAUCCUGUCGCUACAGCGAGCGGACAACUCAUUGUUUGGUGCGUUGGAGAAAAACAUGAUCCCGUACCCGCAGACGGCGCGAGAAGAACGUCGCCUCGGCGUACGAGUAUACGAGGAGUACUGCACAAUGCUAGAGACAGGAAACGCUCGGAUCGUGGUGUCGCUCGGUCUCACGAACGUGCGCACCGAGCUCUACAUCUUGCAGGAACCAGUGUUCAGUCACUUCGACUCCAUCCAGUGUGCUCGUGAUUCGCCCUUCUUCGAGCUAAUCUACCGCAGUUUCAGCUACUACAAUGACUCCGGGCUGUGGUUGUAUAUAGUGAAGCGAGCGCUCGAUUUGCUGGGAGAAAACCGAAGCAUCCUUCAGAAGCAGUGGCAGGAUGUGAUCUUCGUCUUCGAAGAUCUGAUCUGCGUCUGGAUACUGAUCGUCGUCGGUUGGUGCAUCAGCUUGCUCUUUCUUAUCGGCGAGUUAGUGCACUUUAGGAUCGUGCAACGGCGAGCCCAACGUGCUCAUUAA